UUAGACUCCUCAUGAUUGAGCUCCAAAGCAACCUUGGGAUUUUUGAGGGCAAACCUGGACUGCUGCUCUUCAGCUACGAUCAAAAGGCUCUAGCUGAAAAUAAAUUUUAUACAGCAGAUCUAAUGGCCUGGUCCAUAAUUCACAAUGGACCAGGCAUUAAGUGCAUUAACAAGGAGCUUUUCAUGAUUAUGUGUGGCCAGAAACCAGACCUCACCACAUUUGAUCAUACUAAUUUCCUGGAAAAUGACCUUGCAGAAAAGCUGGCAAAGGUUGUUGGGUGCAGCUCUCCAGAGGAGCUGACGGAGCUUAAAAACUCCCUGGGGGACUGGAUUUGCGACUGUGGGGUACCCAACAUUUUCACAGCCUCCUUGAGUAAUCUGCCCACAAUUUAUGGGCAGUUAGUGACCCACUUCAUCUAUCACAGAGUGGCAAGUAUUAUCCAGCAGUUCACUUCUGGGCUGAACUCCUGUGGCCGGUUGUGGGAGGUAGUGCUUAAUAAUUGGAAAGCUUUCCUCCCCUUGUUUACCAACACUAGAGGUGCCCUAACAAGAAAUGAAGUCAGAGACCUCUUCAACAUUGUCUGGAGUUCACCAGGGAGCAACAGGGGAGACCUUGAAGAGGAGACUGUCUUCCUCUGGGAAUGCUGGCUAAUGUUGAUUCAAGAAGAAGAUGUGGGCAUAUCCUUUGAGGAGUUCCUAGUGUUUGUAACUGCAGCAGAUUCUGUCCCUCCACUGGGGUUUCAGCAAAAGUGCCAAGUGGAAUUUUAUGACCAAGAGGAGCCAACCAGAAGAAUUCCUUAUGCUUCAACCUGUGCUGACUCUCUACCUACCAAGAGGUGUGUUAGAAGAAGAGGAAUUCAAGGAAUUAAUGUUCCUUGCAAUAAAAGGAUCUCUCGGAUUUGGGAAGGUAUAAGCGUCACCUUUCUAAAGGAUCGGUUUACUUUCAUAAUGUUUGCUGAUAAUUUACUCAUCCUGAUGUCAGAUGAAAGAGAGGGGUUGUAACUGUUGUUGAGAGGGGUUUUAUUCUGGUGUAAUUGUAUUACAGUAAUAAAUGCUUAUGGUCAUUCAACAAAAGCUUGACUAAUGUUUUGCAAACAUCUAAAUCUUUAAACAAAAAUGAUAAAAGUUCUGGUAAAUAUUUUGGGUCAAGAUCUAAAUUUGUUUGGUCAAAGAUUAAGUAAAUUAGAAAACACACUUGGUGUGAGAACUGGGCACUUUUAUUUCAGAAGACUAACAUUAAGUCACAUGACCUUAAAUAAUGACUAUUAAAGUCAGCCGUG
Pimephales promelas (fathead minnow) is the source of this 1279-nucleotide messenger RNA. NCBI's taxonomy places the organism in Eukaryota, Metazoa, Chordata, Actinopteri, Cypriniformes, Leuciscidae. The record is from RefSeq and is a predicted model, not a curated record.